AUGGAUUCGUUUUCGACUUGGUUUACAUCGUUUACGUCCUGCUGCGGCCCGCGUGACAAGAAGCCUCGAUUCAGUAUCGAUAGGAACAUCGUCGUCUUGAGGGAUCAGCCUGCCGUCAUCUCGCCGCCCACGGCAGAGCCAUUAUGGAUGAACGGAACGAUAUAUGAGACGCCCCCGCAGAGGGCUCCGGAGCCUGAACUUCCCCGGUUGAGGCGGCCUCGAAGCCGGGACAGCUCGAUAAGAAGGAAUUUGUUCCCAAGUUCGGCGACUUCCGUUCGGCGCCUCCAGAUAUCUGGUCCGACCGAUUUUCGCCAUCUGCAAUCCGAUUCGUUCCAGUUCCCACCAGAACCCUCUCGACCGCGGCCUCGCUCCUUUAGGCCUAUCGAGCUCAGCAUCUACCAGCCCAAUAACCGACUGUCGGAUAUUAUGCCGCAUAUCGACUGCAAUGUCACGCCACCGCCUCGCGCCCACACGGCGAACAGCUCAAAGUGGGACGCCAGCAGCGGCACGACACUCCAUAACGAGCGCAGUUACUCAACCAUGUCAUUCCACAUCCCGCGCAAGCACACACGGCAAUCAUCCGGCAUAUCAGAUGCGAGCAUGAGCCCCCCCAAGAUCCCGCCCAAGUCAAGGGCUCGCGCUUCCACGGCGCCAAACACGGAGCGCAUUGUUGCACGGAUCGCCAGCGCCAUGAUUGAGAAGGACCAACUGCAGGCCAGGAUCAACUUUGUGGUGGAACGUCAGAGCAUGUACUUUGGCAACCGCCCGUCGACGGCGUACGACAUGCGCAACCUCGAGCCAAUGCCAUCGAUUCCCGCCCUGCCGGCGGCCGGGCCCUCCUUUGCCGAGCGCCUCAGCGUCGAUGAUCGCCCUCGCACCGCGCCAUCACACAUGAGCAGCAUGGAAAAAACUCUAGAAUUUGCGGCUGCCGCGGCCCAGGCCAUGCCCCCAGUACCCCAGCAACAACAACAGCCACAACAGGACACAUCCCGCAGCAACACUCUCUUCACCGGCAGCCCCGCUAGCAACACCAGUGACCUCGAGCGGCCACUGGCCCCGCCCCUCCCGCUCGUCCUCCGCCCACCCCUCCGCAAGAAGAAGUCCUUCUCGCGCGUAUCUAACUGGCUCUUCACCCCCGGUGAAGAGGACUCCACAGCAGACAACGACAGCGCCUCGCCCACCAUGAUCUUCGGCACCAGCACCGGCGGUAUCACUUCAAUCACCACCUCGCCGCGACCCAUCAAAGCGUCCGACGGAUUCUACCAGUGUGUCGCGCCACCCGAGGGCCUACCGCGGACGAGCAUGGAGACGUCGUCGUCUGUGUAUACGUGGGAAACUGGUGGUGAUGACGAGGAUGGGCAAAGCGCGAGCGGCAGUGGGAUUGGUAGUGGCAGUGAGACCGAAGCGAGGACUGUGCCGACUACGAAUACCGCUUGGUCGCCUGAGCAGACGCCGAAACAGGGGACUUCGUCGCGACAUACCUCGCCUCCCAUUGGGUAUACCAGGACCGACUUCGACAAAGAGACGGGAGUUGGUAGUGAGGGGAACGGGGUUGGUGGCGGAUUGGGAGUGGUAAUGGGCAGCGCGCCUCGGCCGGUUAGCGUGGGGGUUGCGUUCUGA
Dichotomopilus funicola is the source of this 1620-nucleotide messenger RNA. RefSeq lists its product as uncharacterized. Bases 1 to 1620 code for a protein of 539 amino acids. The record is from RefSeq and is a predicted model, not a curated record. The transcript is spliced from 2 exons. Lineage: Eukaryota; Fungi; Ascomycota; Sordariomycetes; Sordariales; Chaetomiaceae.